Molecule: messenger RNA, 7159 nt
Organism: Thunnus maccoyii (southern bluefin tuna)
Lineage: Eukaryota; Metazoa; Chordata; Actinopteri; Scombriformes; Scombridae
Product: protocadherin alpha-C2-like
Exons: 4
Coding region: 236-3232 (998 amino acids)
Biological process (GO): homophilic cell-cell adhesion
Cellular component (GO): plasma membrane
Molecular function (GO): calcium ion binding
Source: RefSeq, a predicted model, not a curated record
CACACCCGUCAGCAGCGCGCACUGGAGACAAAAAAAAGCGCAUCACGGACAAAGGAAAUAUGGGUGCGCUGGAGAGGAUUCACCUCCGCCGGGUAACACGAUGGAUGAGCCGCUUCUGUUUCAUUUACCCGGAGACCAAUUAGCCCACCUUAAUGAGGUGCUGGGAUGCAAGAUACUGCAAGCUAAAAAGGCGGAAGGCUGCGUUUAAUCCGUCUGCGGAUCCUAUGAGCUUGCAAUGGCUGUGGCGGGGAUAUGCAACCGGAUAGGGAAUAAUGUGCCUUUUUAUUUUGUGAUAUUUUCAUUAUUUUGUGGCCUUUCGUUUGGACAGUUGCGAUAUUCUAUUACGGAAGAACUAGAAAAUGGGGCACUGGUCGGUGAUCUGGCGCAUGACUUGGGGCUGGAUAUUCGAAAGCUCGCCACCCGAAAAAUUAAGGUAACAUCCAACAGCGGUAAACGCUAUGUGAUUGUCAACCCCAAAAAUGGGAAAUUACUUGUCAAUGAAAGGAUCGACAGGGAGGCACUGUGUGAUUUAUCCAACACCUGCCUCAUUAAUCUGGAGGUGCUGGUCGAAAACCCCACUGAGGUGCACCAUGUCGAGGUGGAGAUUGUGGAUGCCAAUGAUAAUGCGCCGCAGUUUCCCAGAGACGAGUAUCAAUUGGAAAUCACAGAAUCCGCUUUACCAGGGUCUCGUUACCCAAUUGAAAACGCUCAGGACCCAGACAUUGGGUCCAAUUCAGUUCGUAUGUAUCAGCUCAGCACAAACGACCAUUUCGCGCUGGUAUCUAACAAGCCCUCCUUAAAUACAAAGCACAUCGAGCUUGUGCUCAAAAAGCCCCUUGAUCGUGAACAGACGCCUUACCACCAAUUAGUUCUAAGUGCUGUUGAUGGUGGGACGCCAGAGAAAACAGGCACGGCCAAAAUCAAUGUGAGAGUCUUGGACUCAAAUGAUAAUGUUCCCUUGUUCGACAGCUCAGUGUACAAGGUGAAGCUGUUGGAAAAUUCGCCCAAAGACACCCUGGUAAUUAAAUUGAAUGCAACUGAUCUAGAUGAGGGCACAAAUGGAGAGGUUUAUUACUCUUUCAGCAGCUACACUCCAGAGAGAGUGAGGCAGAUGUUCAGCAUGGACACUAACACAGGAGAAAUAAGAGUGAGGAACAAUGUUGACUAUGAAGAAACCAACUCCUAUGAGAUGUACAUCCAAGCAAUGGACAAGGGCCCCGGGGCUGUGGCAGCACACUGUAAGGUUGUGGUAGAGGUGGUGGAUGUGAAUGACAAUGUCCCUCAGAUAGUGCUGUCAUCCUUGUCUAGCCCUGUGAGGGAAGAUGCCCGUGCAGACACAGUCGUGGCCCUCAUUAGUGUUACUGAUCGGGACUCUGGCGCUAACAAGCAGGUGAGCUUGGAGAUACCAGCAGGCCUUCCUUUCAAGAUCAAAUCAUUCAGAAAUUACUACACUCUGGUUACCUCAGCCUUCCUGGACCGUGAGACCACCGAUGCCUACAAUGUCACGCUGAGUGCCACAGAUGGAGGAAACCCUCCCCUUUCCUCCCAGAAGACCAUAAAGGUGGAUGUGGCUGAUGUUAAUGACAACCCACCACGAUUUGAACAGACUUCAUAUACCGUCUAUGUGACUGAGAACAAUGCCCCCGGGGCCUCUCUGUGCACUGUGAAAGCUCAAGACGCAGACAUCAAAGAGAACGCACGCAUCACCUACACAGUGCUCAAUGACAACAACCAUGGCAUCCCUGUCACCUCCUAUGUGUCUGUGAAGGCCGAUACAGGGGAGGCUUAUGCCCUGCGAGCCUUUGACUAUGAGUCACUGAGAGAGUUUCACUUCCAGGUCAAAGCCCAAGAUGGGGGCAUUCCUCCUCUCAGCCGCGUCGCCACUGUCUACAUCUACAUAAUGGAUCAGAAUGACCAUGCACCACUGAUAGUAAACCCUCCGGGUAACGGCACGCGCUCCUUGGAGACGGUACAAAAGAAUGCAGAGCCUGGUGCCUUGGUGACCAAAGUGGUGGCAUAUGAUGCAGACGCUGGUCCAAAUGCCUGGCUGGUGUACAUGCUGGAAACAGCCACUGACCUGGACCUAUUCAAGGUGCACGAACACACAGGUGAGAUCAGGACCACUCGGAGGAUUCUGGAGGACAACUCCACCUCCUUUGCUCUAACUGUCUUGGUGAAGGACCAUGGACAGCCUGCUCUCUCCUCCACAGCCACCAUCAACGUGGCUGUCAUGGAGGUGCCACCCAAAGUGGCCCCUGACCCCAAGAGGAUCAUCCGACCUCACAGUACCCUGCUUUUCUCCAACGUGACCCUCUACUUGAUUGUGGCUUUGAGUGCCACCACCUUUGUUUUCCUGGUCACUGUGGUGGUGCUGGCCAUCGUCCGCUGUCAUGCCUACUGCACCCAGCCUGGGUCUUGCUCCCCUUGCUGUGUGUCACAGAAGCCCCCUCCAGAUGGUGGGAGCAGUAGUGUAAGUGCUGGUGGGGCAGCCAAUGCUGGAGCUGGAGCACAACCUAAUAACAAUGUGGUGCUCCGGAGAGACCUUAAAGUGGAGCCUCACUACAUAGAAGUGCGUGGGAAUGGCUCCCUAACAAAGACUUACUGCUACAAGACCUGCCUGACAGCCACCUCUGGCAGUGACACUUUCAUGUUCUACAACACAGGACGUCCCAUCAGUGGCACUUGGGGCAGCGGUGCUGACCGCUUCUUCACAAGUGGAAGUGGAUUUGUACGCAGACUGAGUAUGCCUGAUGCCUCGCUGCAACUGUGCCCAGAGCCAAAAGCCCCGAAUGCUGACUGGCGAUAUUCUGCAUCUUUGAGGGCAGGGGUGCAGAGUUCAGUCCACAUGGAGGAGUCCUCUGUGAUGCAGGGGGCCCAGGGGAUGUUGGUCCAGAACUGGCCCACUGUGUCCAGCGCUGCCGAUGGAGAGGGUGGUGGAGAGCUAUCACCCCCGGUGGGUGCUGGAGUCAACAGCAACAGCUGGCACUUCAGAUAUGGUGCUGGACAAAGUUACGGCCCUCCUCAGCCCCUGAAGCCCGGUGAGAUUCCUCCUGAAGCCUUCAUCAUCCCCGGAUCCCCAGCCAUUAUUUCUAUCCGCCAUGAUGCAGGCCCUGUGGAUGACAAAGGUGACUUCAUAAGCUUUGGCAAGAAGGAGGAGGCCAAGAAGAAAAAAAAGAAGAAGAAGGACAAGAAGGACAAGAAGGAGAAAGGAAAGGAUGAUGGGGAAGAAUAGAGGAGAAAGGGUGACUUCAAAACAGAGCUACCAACAAACUACCAUCCCAAUUACAGAGCCAGAAAAAAAAGCCAAAUGCAUAUUGUAGAACCGAGGGAGCCUCCUUGCACCAUAUUUGCAUAGACACUGUACAGUGGCCAAACCCUCACUAGACCAAGCCUGGCUCCCUACACCAUGCGAACUUGCUAAACACAUGUUACUCUCUCUUUCUUGGCUCAUUUGGCCUAUAACUUUGGCCUAUAAAAGUCUAAAGUUUAUGGUAAACAAAUGUACUUCAUCUAAAGGUUGGACCAAAUUAAAACAGAAAGGAUUUUAUUGGAUUGGAUUUGCCUUUCUGUGAUUUACUGCCCCCCUAGUUUGUAUAAUGAAAACAAAAACACCUGUAAAGGUGUACUAUAUGUAUCUGACCAUUGUCAGCUGAGGCUGCCUGUGUUGGCAUCUCAGUCUUUAUGCAGCCCCCUUUCCUUUUGGCUCACCUAGUUGGAGGUGAAGUGGAAGCCAAACUAAAGAAAAUGAAACAGAGGCUUUUGUCUUCAAUAUUAUGGAGGCCUUGUAGAAAUUCAGAAAAUGUGGUCUUUUGUAUAAAAAAAAAGAAAAAUGAAAAAGUAACAACAUACAGUAUAUAUAUCAUGAGAUUAGCGCCUUUAAGAGAAUGAGGUGGCUGAGACAAGCUGGACCACACGCGUAUGAAGAGCUCUGUUUCAUUGUAACAUAGCACAUUGUCGAGGCUGAGGACCUGGACUGGGUUGCACCAACUAUGCGCAAGUUUGUUCCCAGGUUAGGGUAUAAAGUAGUGGCUUCAUAACUGCUAGUUCAUUUGCAAUUAGAAAGUUACUGAAUUCGAUUGUACCAUGUUAAGUAAGGGGGAAAUUCUAUGACUGUAGCUAGUUAUAACAUUCAGAUUUAAGAUGAGUAGCCAGUCAGUAAUGGAAUUAUCUUGCUAAUGGGUACAAACCACAUGGAUUUGUAGUUGACUAGAUUGGCAUAUAAAUUAUGAUUGGUUAUUGAUACGAUUGGAUUGACUCUUAAAGGACAAGUCAUGUAUACGACACUGCUUACCAUUUUCCAGAGGACACAAUUGUGUUUUGGGAAUUGUAGAUCCCAGGCCAUCAUUGUUUAAGAAAUCCAGAAGUGAACACGUCUGCUUUCAUUGUUAUUUAAGUUACAUUUUCAUCACAUGCUAAUAUAGCUCAAGUGGAGAUUCAUUUGAAAACUGCACUGCAUUAUCACAAUAACAUUACUCUGGCAAAACUCAACACAGACAUGAUGGAUUACAAAUGUCAAGCAAAUCUCAGCAUGUUCAUAUUCAUAUUGUAAAGGAAUAAGAACCAGAUUCUACCUGAAAAAUAUACAACUCCAUUGGAAAAUGGUUGGCAAUAAUGUUAAGUAUACAUAAUUAGUAGAAAAUGGGUGGAAAUCACUAAGAUAGUCCUUUAAGUUUUAAAAUGGCAUGGAAUUACUAAAGAAAAAAUAAGCUAUGCGCAAAAAAAAAGAAAAAAAAUCCUGCUUUACUGUUAGUGAGUGCAAUUGUGUGACUUCGUAUCAUUUGCACCUGCUUUAUUGCUUGCUUAACUAUUUAGUUGUUACUUAAGAUUUUUGUGGUGCUGCCGCUUGUAUUUUAGCAAUGCGUGAAUCGGGAUUAGUGGCUAUUUUGGAUGUAACAAGGGAACCUACGUGCAGCUGAUGCAACCGACCCCUGACCUUGCCUCUUUUCUUGGAAUAUGGCACAGGUCACCGGGGUCUUAAUCCCGCUGUGUAUCAGCACACCCAGUCUGACACACACAUUAUUGUACAAAAACACUGACUCUCUCUGCCGCUUACACAUGCAUACACACAAGCAAACACACACACACUCUCUUUCUCUCUUACAUACAGGCAUACAAACACACAAACUAUAAAAAUACACUAAAAUAAUAUACACACCCCCCUUCUGGAAACUCUAAGACUGAAGGCCAAUGCCAUCCUUAAUAUGAGAGUGUAUUAUAUGGCUGUAAAGCAGGAACGUUGCUUGUUGCUUCAUUUCUGUUCAAGCCUGAUCCCUCUACUUCUGUCUUUGAAUGUUAAGUAGUUGUUCUUCAAGCCCUGCACCACUGCCUCGACUGCUUCAGUGCUUGUAGGAUUUGCUUGCCCGCUGCCUGUUUCCCCCCUCUACUCCUGUUUCUUCAAAUCAACAUGGUUGGAAGACAUCUUUAAAGUCACUCUCCUUCAAUGAACUGUGCAGUUGUAACACAGUAACAUUUGUGUAUUUGCAUAUUUACACACAGAAUACACACAUACAGUAGAGACACGCACAUACACUACAAACACACACACACUCACACACAUCAUUUGUUAGGUUAAACUUCAACUGAACUUAGGCGCUUCAGCCGGCGUGUCUCUUCUGAUUGCUCAUUGUUGGAAGCUCUGUCAUCUCUCGCAUAGUUAUACGCAUUGUAUUGUAAGGACAUGUGACAGGUUAGCAGAAACUGAGAUUAUGCUGUACAGGAUGUAAUGAGGCAAGAUGGAAGGGUAAAAGAAGAGUCAGAAAGUAGCAGUCAUUGUCGUGUAUUGUGUAGCUUCAGCGUAGAAGAAGAAGAAGAAACUAUCAGGCGAGUCAUUCCCAUUUUGCACGAGCCGAGGUAUUUCUGUGUCGGCCGUUAGUGACAGCUGAUUAACCCAGGCUGACUAAAACCACUUUGAGCAUAAGUGUAGUGCAGUUCAGCAGCAGUGGAAAGAUGUCGGUGACAUGACUUGGAAAGGGGGGAAACCCUCUUAUGAGUUAAUGGAGGUGAAACACAUUACUAACAUUGUUUAUGGUGCACCAGUGAGAGUGCAAUGACAUAAAAGAUGGUGGUGCAAUUGAAGAUGAUACCAGCAAGCAAGCAAAGGUCAAAGUCAACAAUCACAGCUGGCAAGAUCAUAAAAUUAUGCUUUUUUUGCUUAAUUACUGCACACAAAUGUCUGAAAUAAUGCUGCUGGGAUGUGCCAUGAAGAGGAAACUUUUGCAAGUCUUUGGUCCUGAUAUUGUGAAACCCUGGUCAAGCAUGGUAGAGAAAGUGUACCACAAGCAGUAGAUGAUGGAACGGAAAGUGUCAUAAAAUCGCACCUCAGUGUUCCUUUGUUAGACCAUCAUAUUACCAGUCACAGUAGGGGUAUAUAGGUGCUGCUAUCAUGCUCAAUUCCUCCCAUGCACACAUUUCCUUCCCCUCUGCCCUGUCCUUCAGGUGUACUUCUGUGCUGUCAGAUCACCAAGUGGCUGUUUGCAUGUUAUAAGCAAAGGAAACAGAUACUAUAUAGAUACUAUAUAUACAUAGAUAUGUUUUUCCACUGGGAAAUGCGUAUUGGAAUACAUAUACCUCUGAUACACAUUCUCAAAGGCGAUACAAACACACACACAUUGACCCACACUCAUCCACACAUAAAUACAUACAUAUAAGCAAUUGCAAACAGUAAUUUGUUGAAAAACCUAAAAGAAUCACAUUUUUUAUCCUGUUGAAAAUGAAUUUAAUCUUCUAGAUAUACAUAAUGCUAUUGUGUUAUGCUAUGAAAUGCCUUUUUUUGUUUGUUUUUACCCUUAUGAUUUUCAUAGAUAAGAAAAUCAGUCCUUAAACUUGUGUUAAGCUUUGAAAUGAUGAUCAAACAAACACUAUUGUGAAAUCAUUUACUCACCCUCCAUAUCUAUUCCUUGCCUAGUAGAGAAAAAAAGAGCAGAAAAGUAAGAAAAAAAAUUUAAAUACAUAAAAUGGUUGAAAAAAAAUUAAAGUUGAUGUAUUCUCUGCUUGUGUAUAGUGAAUGUUCGUCAGUCGCUGGGUGUGGCAGUGAGUGGCACAUGCCGGUCGACUGUGACAGUGCAGAUCUGUUAAUAACUUUUUUUGUACACCUGCUUAUCAUUGUUAAGGUGAUAAUAGUGAUUCUUAUGAUUUAAUCAAUCUGGUAAUGUGUUUUGUU